Messenger RNA from Rotaria sp. Silwood2, 483 nucleotides. The record is from the annotation of a GenBank genome assembly. NCBI's taxonomy places the organism in Eukaryota, Metazoa, Rotifera, Eurotatoria, Philodinida, Philodinidae.
AUGUUACCAAAUGAAAUCUUAUUAAAUAUAUUUUAUUAUUUAACAUGGGAUCAAGUGUUAAUAUCACUAUGGUCUUUAAAUAAACGUAUCAAUUCUCUUAUUGAUUCAACAUUUUUAAUAAAUAAAAAUGGAAUUAUUCUAAAUAAACCAGGCUUAUCUUAUCAAACAUUUUCAUCAACAUUAUUACCAAUUAUAUUCAAUUCUUCAUCUCUUUGUUCUUCUAUUAAAUAUAUUUGUUUUGAAGGAAUUAAUUCAAUUUCUUUUGAUUUUAUUUACGAAAAUAUUUUUUAUCAUGAUAACAAACCAAUUGUUUGUUUUCCCAAUCUUAAAUCACUUUAUAUUACUCAAUGUUUAUUAUCUCAGUCAUUAGUUCGAUUAUUAUCUUUACUUAUACAAUAUCAAUUAAAUGAACUUACAUUAACAUUUGAUGAAGAUAUCUACGACACAUUUAAUAAUUCAGAAGAUUCUGAUUACGGUAAUUAA